AUGCCUGAGCGGUGCGGCGUGCGUAAACCAACGGGCCGAAGAAGCGGCGCCGGUGCCACGUUCUCCCUUCUCUCGCUGCUGACUGCAUUGCAUUCUGUAGCCUUUCUCUGUCUGUCUCUGUUGGGGGGAGUAGUGGUGGUGGGAGGAGACAUGCUGAACCGCCACGGCACGCGCCUGGACAUCGGGACGCCGGAGGACGUGGCGGAGCUCGAGGCGGCGGAGCGGGCGCUGCGGCAGGAAUACGGCAGGCCUCACUACGGCGGUGGGUCAUUUCUGGAGAGGGACCUCUACGAGCAACACCAGCGGCAGCAGCAGCAGCAGCACUACUACGGCCGCUGGACACAACAACAACAACAACAACAGCCGCCGCCGCCGCCGCCGCCGCCGCCGCGAGCGGGCGGUUCCGCGUCGCAGUUGCCUCCCCCCCACUGA
Molecule: messenger RNA, 432 nt
Organism: Trypanosoma conorhini
Lineage: Eukaryota; Euglenozoa; Kinetoplastea; Trypanosomatida; Trypanosomatidae
Exons: 1
Coding region: 1-432 (143 amino acids)
Source: RefSeq, a predicted model, not a curated record